Molecule: messenger RNA, 1368 nt
Organism: Procambarus clarkii (red swamp crayfish)
Lineage: Eukaryota; Metazoa; Arthropoda; Malacostraca; Decapoda; Cambaridae
Source: RefSeq, a predicted model, not a curated record
AUGGUUAUAUCUGUAAUUUUGACCAAAGCCACAGUGUUGGUAGUAAACAAAAGACAGCUAUUAAAAUAUUUUUCAGCACUCGAAUGUAAUAAAAAUAAAUAUGACUUUGGUAACGGUAAACUCACCCCUGGUAACGGUAAACACACCACUGGUAACGGUAAACACACCACUGGUAACGGUAAACACACCACUGGUAACGGUAAACUCACCACUGGUAACGGUAAACACAACACUGGUAACGGUAAACACACCACUAGUAACGGUAAACACACCACUGGUAACGGUAAACUCACCACUGGUAACGGUAAACACAACACUGGUAACGGUACACACAACACUGGUAACGGUAAACACACGACUGGUAACGGUAAACUCAACACUGGUAACGGUAAACUCACCAUUGGUAACGGUAAACUCACCACUGGUAACGGUAAACACAACACUGGUAACGGUACACACAACACUGGUAACGGUAAACACACGACUGGUAACGGUAAACUCAACACUGGUAACGGUAAACUCACCAUUGGUAACGGUAAACUCACCACUGGUAACGGUAAACACAACACUGGUAACGGUAAACUCACCGCUGGUAACGGUAAACUCACCACUGGUAACGGUAAACACAACACUGGUAACGGCAAACUCACCGCUGGUAACGGUAAACUCACCACUGGUAACGGUAAACUCACCACUGGUAACGGUAAACUCACCACUGGUAAUGGUAAACACAACACUGGUAAUGGUAAACACAACACUGGUAACGGUAAACUCACCGCUGGUAACGGUAAACACACCACUGGUAACGGUAAACUCACCGCUGGUAACGGUAAACUCACCACUGUUAACGGUAAACUCACCGCUGGUAACGGUAAACUCACCACUGGUAACGGUAAACUCACCACUGGUAACGGUAAACUCACCACUGGUAACGGUAAACUCACCACUGGUAACGGUAAACACAACACUGGUAACGGUAAACUCACCACUGGUAACGGUAAACUCACCACUGGUAACGGUAAACUCACCACUGGUAACGGUAAACACACCACUGGUAACGGUAAACACAACACUGGUAACGCUAAACUCACCACUGGUAACGGUAAACUCACCACUGGUAACGGUAAACGCACCACUGGUAACGGUAAACUCACCACUGGUAACGGUAAACUCACCACUGGUAACGGUAAACACAACACUGGUAACGGUAAACUCACCACUGGUAACGGUAAACUCACCACUGGUAACGGUAAACUCACCACUGGUAACGGUAAACUCACCACUGGUAACGGUAAACACAACACUGGUAACGGUAAACACAACACUGGUAACGGUAAACACACCACUACUGUAUAUUUAACUGAUUAA